This is a messenger RNA of Chrysochloris asiatica (Cape golden mole), 915 nucleotides long. Its product is annotated as uricase-like. The record is from RefSeq and is a predicted model, not a curated record. Gene Ontology annotation, molecular function: urate oxidase activity. Gene Ontology annotation, cellular component: peroxisome. The transcript is spliced from 8 exons. Lineage: Eukaryota; Metazoa; Chordata; Mammalia; Afrosoricida; Chrysochloridae. Bases 1 to 915 code for a protein of 304 amino acids. Gene Ontology annotation, biological process: urate catabolic process; purine nucleobase catabolic process.
AUGGCCUAUUACCAUACCGACUAUAUGAAGAAUGAUGAGGUGGAGUUUGUUCGAACUGGCUAUGGAAAGGAUAUGAUAAAAAUUCUCCACAUUCAGCGAGAUGGAAAAUACCACACCAUUAAAGAGGUGGCAGCUUCGGUGCAACUUACUCUGAGUUCCAAAAAAGACUACCUACAUGGAGACAAUUCAGACAUCAUCCCCACAGACACCAUCAAGAACACAGUCCAUGUCUUGGCAAAAUUCAAAGGAAUCAGUAGCAUAGAAACUUUUGCUGUGAACAUCUGUGAGCAUUUCCUUUCUUCUUUUAACCAUGUCACCCGGGUUCAAGUUUAUGUGGAAGAAGUUCCUUGGAAGCGUUUUGAAAAGAACGGUGUUAAGCAUGUCCAUGCAUUUAUUCACACUCCCACUGGAACACACUUCUGUGAGGUUGAACGGGUGAGGAAUGGACUUCCAGUUAUUCAUUCUGGAAUCAAAGACCUCAAAGUCUUGAAAACGACUCAGUCUGGAUUUGAAGGAUUCAUUAAAGACCAGUUCACCACCCUCCCUGAUGUGAAGGACCGGUGCUUUGCCACCCAAGUGUAUUGCAAGUGGCACUACCACCAAUUCAGAGACGUGGACUUUGAAGCUACCUGGAACACUGUUCGGGACAUUGUCCUGGAGAAAUUUGCUGGGCCCUAUGACACGGGAGAAUACUCACCCUCUGUGCAGAAGACCCUCUAUGACAUCCAGGUGCUCUCUCUGAGCCGGGUUCCUGAGAUAGAAGACAUGGAAAUCAGACUGCCAAACAUUCACUAUUUUAACAUUGACAUGUCCAAAAUGGGGCUGAUCAACAAGGAAGAGGUCUUGCUACCUUUAGACAAUCCAUAUGGCAAAAUUACUGGGACAGUCAAGAGGAAGUUGUCUUCACGGCUGUAA